Messenger RNA from Desarmillaria tabescens, 897 nucleotides. RefSeq lists its product as uncharacterized. Lineage: Eukaryota; Fungi; Basidiomycota; Agaricomycetes; Agaricales; Physalacriaceae. The transcript has 5 exons. The record is from RefSeq and is a predicted model, not a curated record. Bases 1 to 897 code for a protein of 298 amino acids.
AUGGACACCGCGUCUGCUACGACACCCAGGGCUCCGGCUUUAGCUGAUGGCGGCGGAGGGUCUGCUUCACCUGAUGAUAGCCACCAUGAAUCGGAUGCGCCUGGGAAUACGGCGCCUAGGAAAGAGGAUAUCACAUCCAAGGAAGGCCAGGACGCUGACGCAGGGGAAGGAUCCUCGACUUCUAAGCUCGCGGACGACAAUUCUACUUCAAGUCUUCCAGCAGGCCCAGAACCUGAGAGGUCCUCGGACCCUCUCCAGAUCGCAGCCCAGGUGUACCCUUGGAUGUACAUGACCUCUACUCUCGAGGCCUGUUUCAAGGACGCUGAAGCGACUGCAAAGAGAGACCUGGAGAAGAAAGCAAAGGAACUAGAAGCCGAAGAAGCCAACAUAUCUGACGAACGUAUUCGCUUUGAAGCUGAAAGAUUGAUUCAAUUCUAUGACGAGCUUGCCUCUGAUAAAUUCGCGAAGGAAGCGCCGAUAAUAAUGCAAAAUUUCCUGUCUCACGGUGAUUCGUGCACCGAAUGCGAAUCAGAGGCUCUCAAAAUCGCUUCUCAAGAGUUUGACCUCGAUUACACCGAAGGCCCUUCUCCUUUGACCAUCUUCAACUCGAUGAUGGAAAAGCUUGACCGUCUUCAGGACGAAGCCAUUGAGUUGAAGACACGCAUCACUGACUUGGAUCCCCCAGGUAACGACGAAGAAAACAAGGAGUCCACUGCAGCCAGAACGCAGAUCAUACCCUUGUUCAAUGCUUGCCUUCCUGUUCUCCGUGCGAGGACGGCGAACUUGGCUAUGGCGCAACAGCUGGUCGAAGGCGCCAAGGAGAACUAUUCGAUGGCGUUACAUCUAAAGAUGCUAGAAAUGGACGAUUCGGAUGAUUAUGAUUCGGAGGACGAUUGA